Antrostomus carolinensis (chuck-will's-widow) is the source of this 845-nucleotide messenger RNA. RefSeq names its product RNA-binding protein MEX3D. Gene Ontology annotation, molecular function: RNA binding. Lineage: Eukaryota; Metazoa; Chordata; Aves; Caprimulgiformes; Caprimulgidae. The record is from RefSeq and is a predicted model, not a curated record.
GCUGCAAAAUCAAAGCCCUACGUGCCAAGACCAACACGUACAUCAAGACGCCGGUCAGGGGUGAGGAGCCCGUUUUCAUCGUGACUGGGAGGAAGGAGGAUGUAGAGAUGGCAAAGAGGGAGAUCCUCUCGGCCGCCGAGCACUUCUCCAUGAUCCGGGCGACACGCAACAAAGUGAACGGGCUGACGGGAGCGAUGCAGGGGCCCCCCAACCUGCCGGGCCAGACCACCAUCCAGGUGAGGGUCCCGUACCGUGUAGUGGGGCUGGUGGUGGGGCCCAAGGGAGCCACCAUCAAGCGGAUCCAGCAGCAGACACACACCUACAUUGUGACACCCAGCCGGGACAAGGAGCCUGUCUUCGAGGUGACGGGCAUGCCGGAGAACGUGGACCGGGCUAGGGAGGAGAUCGAGGCGCACAUCACCAUGCGGACAGGCUCCUUCAUCGAUGUCAAUGCCGACAACGACUUCCACUCCAACGGCACCGACGUCUGCCUCGACCUGCAGGGCAGCACGGCCAAACUCCCCUACAGCACCAGCAGCGGCUUCACCUUCAGCGAGCCCCCGGCCCCGCUGGGCUCGGAGGAGUGCGACUUCGGCUUCGAUUUCUUGGCCCUCGACCUCACGACACCCACCACCAUCUGGUCACCCUUUGAGCGCUCAGGCAACCCCUUGCAAGCCUUAGACAGCGGCACGGCCACGCCGCGCCACUCGCCCACCCUCCCCGAGAGCAGCGGCGUCACCCUGGACCACCCCUUAGCGCGCCGCAUCCAGAGUGACCCCGUCAGCACCUUGUCCUGGUUGCCCACACAAGGUUCACUCUCCUCCUUCUCCAACAGUACCGGCUAA